GACAAUAUCCUCGAAAAGAAUUAAAUCACAUAAAAGUCGCCACGAAAUUCUCAUUUUACAAUUCUCUAUUACGCUGUCUCUUAUUCGUGUCCGCAGAAGAAACGAGAGAAGAGAGAGAAGCAAAAGACCUUACCAAGAAUAUUUAUAACACACAAACAUCUAGAGACAGAGAUAGACAUAGAGAGAGAGCUUGUGGUUGUGGUUGUGCGAGAUAAUAUCUAGAGAUGGGGAAGAAGAAGUGCGAGUUAUGUUGUGGUGUAGCGAGAAUGUAUUGUGAGUCAGAUCAAGCGAGUUUAUGUUGGGAUUGUGACGGUAAAGUUCACGGAGCUAAUUUUCUGGUGGCGAAACACAUGCGUUGUCUUCUAUGUAGCGCGUGUCAGUCACACACGCCUUGGAAAGCUUCUGGGCUGAAUCUUGGCCCAACUGUUUCUAUCUGUGAGUCUUGUUUAGCUCGUAAGAAGAAUAACAACAGCUCCCUCGCCGGGAGGGAUCAGAAUCUUAACCAAGAAGAAGAGAUCAUUGGUUGUAACGACGGAGCUGAGUCUUAUGAUGAGGAAAGCGAUGAGGAUGAAGAAGAAGAAGAAGUGGAGAAUCAGGUUGUUCCGGCUGCGGUGGAGCAAGAACUUCCGGUGGUGAGUUCGUCGUCUUCGGUUAGUAGUGGUGAAGGAGAUCAGGUGGUGAAAAGGACGAGACUUGAUUUGGAUCUUAACCUCUCCGAUGAGGAGAACCAAUCUAGACCAUUGAAAAGAUUAUCGAGAGACGAAGGUUUGUCAAGAUCAACUGUUGUGAUGAAUAGCUCAAUCGUGAAAUUACACGGAGGGAGGAGAAAAGCAGAGGGAUGUGAUACAUCAUCGUCGUCUUCGUUUUAUUGAAAUCGCCAAGGAAAGUAGAGAUUGUAGCCGUUGAUGAUUCUUUUGUUUGGUUGAUUAGAUUAAUCCUCAUCGUUCAUUUACUAACAACAAUACUUUUAGUGAGUUGAGUUAGUUUAAAAACAUUUCAAUAUAAUGAUUUUUUUUUGUGUUUUUUUUUCUGUGUUACCUAGAAUAUAUAUGUUCAUAUGUCUAGUAUAAAAUCAUAUAACAUAAAAAAUAAAAUGAAGCAAAGUUGUUCAGAAAAUGAUUAAGAAAAUGAAGCUGUUUUCUAUUUAUUUAU
Arabidopsis thaliana (thale cress) is the source of this 1152-nucleotide messenger RNA. It is a transcript of the gene BBX29, whose product is annotated as B-box type zinc finger family protein. Gene Ontology annotation, molecular function: zinc ion binding. The transcript has 2 exons. The record is from RefSeq and is marked reviewed. Bases 225 to 872 code for a protein of 215 amino acids. NCBI's taxonomy places the organism in Eukaryota, Viridiplantae, Streptophyta, Magnoliopsida, Brassicales, Brassicaceae.